CAGCCUGGUCAUUCGGCGAUGCUGUGAGAUUUUUGGAUUGUGUCAACAAUGAACAGCAUUCGUCUUACCAGCCGGUUCAGGCUCUCUGCGACAACCGGAAUCCUUCUCCUAGCAUGUCUUCUGGGGGCCGUUUCUGGCCUGCCGCAAGUCGUCGAUGUCAAGCAGCGCCCGCAAGCUGAGGCCAAUCCGAUCCUCACCACACUCGCGAGCGAUCCAGACUUGAAGGAGUUCUAUCGCUUGUUCAACAGUACUGGAGGAGAAUCUGGAAAACCAGGCCCAGGAUUUGAAGAGAGAUUCAACAACCCUUCAACUGGUGUGAAAUACACAGUCUUCGCGCCCACCAACAAAGCCCUCAAAAAACUCCCCAAACCCAUCCUCGACACCCUAAUCCGACCCUCAUCAUUCGAACUCCUCUCAACAAUCCUCCGCAACCACAUCGUGCUAGGCGAACUCGGCGACGCAGAAAUCGGCGCCAACGAAGUCAUCAGAUUCGUCGGAGGUUUCAGCAUCCAAUUCGACGCCUCUUUCGGCAUCCAAAGCAAUCCAGGCCUCACGAAAACCGACGUCCCCAUCCACAACCAAGCAAACCUAAUCAAAGACGAAACCGGCCAACCCAUCCGUCUCCAAGCCUCCAACGGCGCCGUCUUCAAAAUCGACAACCUCCUCGAUGAAUUCGUCACGUAUUUUGGUACCGAUGCCUCGAAAUCGGAUUCUCUACCACAGAUCACGAAGCAGUCUGGUACGAUGGAUACAGUUUUGAAAAACUCCGAACCCAGUCUCUCGGAAUUGAAUUCUUUGUACGAAAAAGUCUAUCCCGAUUUCCUGACUCGACUGUCCCUACGUUCAAACGCACCUGAUGUGAAUCAGCAGACUGUAUACCUCGCCCCCAACAACGCAGCUUUCGACAUUCUCCCCGCUGCUGCUGGAGAGAAAGCCGCAGAGCCGAGCAAUUUCGGGGCUACGACGUUUUUGUUGGGGCAUGGGUUAGGGACUUGGGAUCAGAAGGCUGGGGUUGUGAGGUCGGUUGAUGGGUUUAAUAUUUCUGUCAAAGGCGAUCGGGCGGGGAAUGCGCGGGUUGAGAAGAGGGUUUGUGUGGAGAAUGGGUGUGUUUGGGUCGUUGGGAGGUGGUUGGAUCCGAUUUUUAUUUAGGAAUUGGGGGGGGGGGUUGUGGUAUGUGAUGGUUUUUUUCCAUGUUAG
Pseudocercospora fijiensis CIRAD86 is the source of this 1197-nucleotide messenger RNA. RefSeq lists its product as uncharacterized. Bases 49 to 1149 code for a protein of 366 amino acids. NCBI's taxonomy places the organism in Eukaryota, Fungi, Ascomycota, Dothideomycetes, Mycosphaerellales, Mycosphaerellaceae. The record is from RefSeq and is a predicted model, not a curated record. Gene Ontology annotation, biological process: cell adhesion; extracellular matrix organization. Gene Ontology annotation, cellular component: extracellular matrix. The transcript has 2 exons. Gene Ontology annotation, molecular function: cell adhesion molecule binding.